This is a messenger RNA of Aspergillus homomorphus CBS 101889, 1220 nucleotides long. RefSeq names its product glutamine amidotransferase subunit DUG3. The annotation marks the transcript as partial. The record is from RefSeq and is a predicted model, not a curated record. The transcript is spliced from 2 exons. Lineage: Eukaryota; Fungi; Ascomycota; Eurotiomycetes; Eurotiales; Aspergillaceae.
GACAACCGCCGCCCAGUAAACGGCGACGGUUUCGGGGUAGGUUUCUACACGGACGCGAAACUGGGCCCAGAGCCGUGCAUCUUCACCUCAACAAUCCCAGCCUGGAACUGCGAGAACCUAGAGCGGCUGGCCUCCAAGACGUGCUCGAACCUAAUCUUCGCGCAUGUGCGCGCAACGACGGAAGGCACGCUGUCGGACACAAACUGUCACCCGUUCCAGCACCGCACGCUGAUGUGGAUGCACAACGGCAACGUGGGCGGGUGGCAGUACAUUAAGCGGGCGCUGGCGGACUCGCUGGCGGACAAGUGGUAUCUGGGGGUGAAGGGCGGCACCGACAGCGAGUGGGCGUUCGCGCUGUUUCUGGACCUGCUUGAGAAAGAAGGCGUGGAUCCCAGCUGUGAUCCGGGGCCGGAGGGGUUCGGGCAGGCGCUGCUGCGGCGCGUGAUGGUCAAGACGAUCGCGCAGAUCAAUGCGUUCAUUAAGGAUAUUCCGACGCGGCAUCGCGGCGUUUCGAAUGUCGAGACGCGCAGUUUGUUGAACUUCGCCGUCACGGAUGGUCAUACUGUUAUCUGUACGCGGUAUAUCAGUAGUAAGACGGAUGAGCCGGCUAGUUUGUAUUUCUCGUCUGGCACGAAGUGGACGGAGGGCAAGGGCCAGGGCCAUUUUAAGAUGGAGAGGCAUGAUAAGGGUGCGGAUUUCGUGCUUGUCGCGAGUGAGCCUAUAACCUUUGAGAGACAUAAUUGGGUGUCUGUGCCUGCGAACUCCAUCGUCACCAUCCACAAGCAGACUGUCAUGUUGCAUCCCAUCAUGGAUGAGUUCUACGUCGAGGACUCCAACCAGGACCGCUCCUCGUGCUAUGCCGUCUCCAAGGGCCUGGUCAGCACCGCCCCCGGCACCACCGUGCAACCCCAGAAUGCCGACCCCGGAAAUCCCAAGCCGCCGCCGCUGGACAUGAGUCGUGCGAACCAGUGCGCGGUAUCUCAUUGACGGUAGCGUUGUUUUGCGGGUAGUCAUUCCUGGAUUUUGUGUGCGGGCCAGCCGGCUCGAUGGGUGGGAGUGCAACCGGAGUCAUUUUGGCGUGGAGUUGGUGAUGUUACUUUAUGGACUUUUUUCGGGGAUUUCGACUCAAGGGACUUCUACAUUCUUCAUUCACACUAUAUCGCAAGAUUGUCUAAUCACGGGUUUUGAAAUCGAAUUAUCACUAUUAUCAUGCAAAGAAG